CCAGGUACCUGAUUACCCUUUUCCAACAUACACACAUAUAUAAUAAGCACUUGUGGGAUUUAAUCUCUGGUGCACUAAGUCGGCCACCCCCCACCAUCGGGAACAAAGUGAAAACGAUCUCUUCAAUACAUCAAAGACUUUAUCUAUAAUGGCACCUACUCAUCGCCGUGGACCUUGGGUCCCUGAAGAGGAUCAGUUGCUACUUCAGUUGGUUCGGGAACAAGGCCCCAACAACUGGGUGCGCAUUUCGCAGCACAUGCACUACCGGUCUCCCAAGCAAUGCCGGGAACGAUUCCACCAGAAUCUUAAGCCAUCUUUGAACCGCGAGCCUAUCUCCGCAGAUGAGGGUCUGAUGAUUGAGCGGAUGGUGAACGAAAUGGGCAAGCGGUGGGCCGAAAUUGCCCGACGACUCGGCAAUCGCAGCGACAACGCAGUGAAGAACUGGUGGAACGGCAGUAUGAACCGCAAGAGGAGAGGUCUCCCCACUUCGAGUACCACGCACAUCUCACGCACUUUCAAUGGUCGAAUUGAAGCCCCAUAUGCGCGCGCCUCCGUGUCUUUGGGCAGCCCAACCAGCCGGUCUCGCUUUACUUCUAUCUCGACCGAUAGACCUUUUACUUCCUGGUCGAGGCGGGACUCCACCUCGACCACUUCCCUUGAUGCCCCUCGCCAACUGACGCCUAUCUACACACUCCCCGCGCUCAACCGCCCGGUCGAGACGCCUUUGACCUCGCCUGCUUACUCGGACGCUUCUCAUACUCCCUCCCUGGAGCCACCAUCCAUGGUCUCAGACCAUAAUUCAGUUUCCUCCGCAUCCCCUAGGACCAUCGCAUCGCCGCAGCUCCUGCCAUUUCCCGUGGACACCCGCCAACAAUACGGCGACUUCCGCAAGCAGAGCUCAUUGGAUGAAGUCUACAUGUGGUCAACCCCGAAGAAGUCCGACACUUUUGCCGAUCUGCCCUUCAAGCCCAGAUGGGUUUCGGACAACCAGCCUUGGCACCAGCACUCAACCUCGUUGUCGCAGACCUGGCUCGUUGCCCCCGAAGAGUCUCAACCAGAGGCACCUAAAGCCGAAUCCCCACGUGAUUCGCGCAUGGGCCUCAGUAACCUGCUGAACUAAUGACGAUUCUUCGCCUUGGAAUGAUCGCACGACAUCUUUCGCAUACUAUUUUGCCUUAAUUUGCUUCAUUUCGGAUGAUAUCCUGGAAGCGUUUAUGUAUAUGCUUGACCGACCCCUUGUCACUCUUUUGAUAUUUUGGUUU
Aspergillus pseudotamarii is the source of this 1262-nucleotide messenger RNA. RefSeq names its product putative MYB family conidiophore development protein FlbD (gene flbD). The record is from RefSeq and is a predicted model, not a curated record. Gene Ontology annotation, molecular function: RNA polymerase II cis-regulatory region sequence-specific DNA binding; DNA-binding transcription factor activity, RNA polymerase II-specific. Gene Ontology annotation, cellular component: nucleus. Lineage: Eukaryota; Fungi; Ascomycota; Eurotiomycetes; Eurotiales; Aspergillaceae. Bases 149 to 1120 code for a protein of 323 amino acids. The transcript is spliced from 2 exons. Gene Ontology annotation, biological process: positive regulation of transcription by RNA polymerase II; mitotic cell cycle.